This is a messenger RNA of Exaiptasia diaphana, 1556 nucleotides long. RefSeq names its product glycoprotein 3-alpha-L-fucosyltransferase A-like. The coding region runs from base 160 to 1305 and encodes 381 amino acids. The record is from RefSeq and is a predicted model, not a curated record. Gene Ontology annotation, molecular function: alpha-(1->3)-fucosyltransferase activity. Gene Ontology annotation, cellular component: membrane. Lineage: Eukaryota; Metazoa; Cnidaria; Anthozoa; Actiniaria; Aiptasiidae. The transcript has a single exon.
AAACAAAAAUUUGCAAUCUUGUGUUUCAGUUCCCUGGMUUUAGUACUUUUUUAUCAACUUUCUUUACAACUGGAACCCAAGACUCUAGAAAACAUCUGCAAUGAACUUGUUUACUUUGCUGAAAAAUACCGCUUUCUGGAGCCCUCGUGGUUUCAUGUUAUGAAACCCUUACCUGUUAAUCUAACAGCAAAUUGUAAAGUCAUUCUUUUAUACACGCCAUACUUUAGGUCAAUGCCUUGGUCUCAGACGAAAGGAAUGGAGUUCAACCUGAAAGGACCUUCCGGUCGGCCAUGCAAAGUGUCGAGUUGCUGUAUCUCGUACUCGCGUAAGGAUCUACACAGAAGUGACGCUGUAUUAUUCCACGAYCRGUCACAUCUUAUGCCGUGGGCGAGCGAACUUAGAGACCUUGUGCAUCAUCGAMAAAAAGGACAAAAAUGGGUUUGGAUGACAGAGGAAAAUCCCGUGAACUCGGAUCAGGCUCAAAUCUCAAAGUUAAACAACAUUAUARAUAUUACAAUCACUUAUCAUMGAAAAUCGACUAUCCGCAGCCGCUAUGGACAUUAUUUACUAGAUACAAAGACUUCUCGAGUAAAGCAAGUUGAAAAACAACUCAAAGAAAACGCAUUUUCGUCCGGAAAGGACCGCUUGGUUUUAUGGUUUGCCAGCAAUUGCGUGACACCCAGAUUAGAUAUCAUAAAAAGUAUAGCAAAGUACAUCCAAGUGGAUGUGUUUGGCGGUUGUAAGAAAUACUUUUAUAACCAAAGAGCAGGCCAUUGUGGUAAAUACAGUUCCGAUUGUCUUGCGUUGGCCAAACGCUAUAAAUUUUACCUGGCGAUUGAAAAUCAUCAAUGUGAGGAUUACGUUACAGAGAAAUAUUGGAGGAACGCUUUGUCACGCAAUCUUGUCCCGGUYGUUAUUGCCGGAAAGUACAAUAAAGACAUCAUGAUACCUGGUUCGUAUAUUGAUAUAUUGGAUUUCCCAAAUGCUAAGUCCCUUGCAAACUAUCUAAGGUACCUCGACUCGAACGAUACAGCGUAUAAUAUGUACUUUGAGUGGAAGAAAACCUACUCGUCGGUGGAUGAAAGUGUUCCGAGCUGGAUUUGCGAUUUAUGCGAGUUUCUUCACAAGAAUCACUCACUAGACAAUCUUAAGUGGGAUAUAGGAAAAUUUUGGGGAGUAGAGAAGAACUGCCUGGCUGAUGAAGAAUACAUAAAAACCGUUUGGCUUAAGUCACAAAGCAAUUUAUGUUGUUUGGCUAGUUUUCGAAUCGUCAUUCUUUUUAUCGUAUUUUUUGUUAUAUUCUGAAACUGUAAUUAAAAGUAUUGUUGGUUGCCUGAGAAAGUUUUUGAUAAGGUGCAGAAAAAGGAYGUAAGGUAGAAAUAACUGAAUAUAAGGCAGAAAUAACUGGAUUCGCUCUGAUUUUAUAAACCCAUAAUCCACUUGGGUUGCAGGUGACGUCAUAGUCAAACAAMAAAUCUCGAUAAAAUCCAAUAUAUUUUUUCUAAAGAGCUCUUCUUACAGUAUAUCUUAAAUAUACCUCUAGAUAGUGUGUAUGC